UUAGUACUCAAAUGAAACAUCAUGCAAGCCUUAAAUGCUCUUAGUUGUGAGAUAAAAAAUCCAUUAACUGUUCAGUGGUCUAUAUAAAAGCUAGCUGUUAAUAUGCAAAUGCCUACUGUAUGUAGCUUAAGACAGAAAUUUUCUAUGUAUUGUUGAAGUUCAUUCUUAUAAAAUUAAAUAACUCUCACACUAGCUAGUCUUAUUGCAAGAGAUGAUUUUCCGGGUAUCAGACAUUUCCAUCCCCUGGUUGAAGGAGUAUUUAGCAAACAGUUCUAUAAAUGGCCUGAGGUAUUUGUCAGGUGGACAGUAUCACUGGACAGAAAGGGUUUUUUGGUUCAUUGCUGUGACUGUUUCAUGCUAUUAUACUGUCAUAUUUACACUGGCAUCAUUCCAUGCAUACAAGAUGCAUGCUGUCAGUUUCACUACUGAAACAGAUUAUCUUCACUGGGACACAAAAUUUCCGGCAUUUAGUGUAUGUGAAAUUACUGGUGUAAAUGAUGUGAAAUUCAGUGCACUGGCAUCAAAAAAAUUUAAAGGCAAAAUUGAUUACAACCAGAUUGAUUACUGGGAAAAUAUAGCCUUUUACCAAGGAUCGAUUAUUGAACACAAGAAGUGUUCUGGUGAUGUUAACUGCUCUACAAAUUAUGAGGAAAUAAUUUGGGAGUUUAGAUACAAAUGUAACAAAUUACUUUAUGACUGUCACUGGAAUGGUAAACCAUUUGACUGCUGUCAGAAUUUCCUGCCUCUACAAACAGAAGUGGGUCCAUGUUUCUCCAUUAAUUCUGAAAAUACCAGAAGGAAGAAUGGAUUACUGAAAACAGUUUCAAACUAUACAACUGGACCUGGUUCACUCUAUUUCAAAGUAAGAGCUGCUGUAAAGGUUUACAUGCACUCAGAAGGAAAUGUGCCAACCAACAGUCACUCACUGGAUGAAAUGUUCAAAGUAUUCUAUCCGCAGUACCUUGAAGUGUUGUUUACGGUGAAGGAAGUAGUCAAUGAUCCAAUGCUGUAUGAGGUAGAACCCAGUGGAAGAGAUUGUCUGUUUCGUAAUGAAGUUCCCACAGGUGUGUACCCAUAUUAUAGCUUCACAACAUGUCUGGUUCAGUGCCACAAACAACACCAUUUGAAGUUCUGCAAUUGUACCCAUCAUAUGAUGCCAAAUUCUGCUGAUGAGGUCUGUGGCAUUGAGGGACUAACCUGCCUUAAUGGUUAUAAUGAACGUCUAGGAAUAUUGAAAGCUGCUUGGGAAACCAAGAAGCUUGGUAUAGUCUGUGACUGCAGAACAUCAUGUGAGGACCAAGAAUACAAUGUGGUAUGGAAACAUGCUACAACAAAACGUGGAGGGAGCACUAAUUAUGAGAGCUUUGUGUCAGAAAUUUCACUUAAAAUGCACUCUCUGCCUGUGGAAAGGUUCAAACGAAAUGUUGUAAGGACCAAACUGGAUUUGGUUGUAUCAAUAGGAGGGACUGCUGGAUUUUUCCUUGGAGCAAGUUUGCUCAGUGUUGUUGAAUUUGUAAUGUAUUUUUUUGUGAGAAGUAUUUACCAUUGUGUAAAUAUAAAUGACUCUAACGCAAACAAAAAUCAUAGAAUGAAGGUAAUCUCACAUGAAACAGAGUUUGCCCAGCCUUUGAGCAAUAAUUUUAAGCAACAAAUCAGACACCCUUCUCCAAGGGAUUUUCAGAAGUAAUUCUCAUUUUAUGUGGUUUAGCAAUAUUAUCAACUAGAGUCUAUGUUGCUCAUGAAAUAAUAUACUUUAUCAACUUUUAUUAAUAUGUAAUAAGCAACUCCAUGUUAUUACAAUGCUAUACACACUGUAUGUUAUAUAAUGUCACAUUGCCAGGAGAGAUAACAAUAUCACUGAUAUCUUGUUACUUGUACAAUUAAUCCCAUAUUUGCUUGAUUAGUGUUAAUUUUCAUAAUAUAAUGUGCAAGAUAUUUUUAAGCAGGUGUCAUAUGAUUUAGUACUGUGCUUAAAUUGAAACAUAAAUCUUGCUGCUUACUUACAUUGUUCUAUUAGAUGUUGCACAAAUCUAUAUUGAGGAUCUGUAGUUAAGCAUUGAUUGCACACAUCAAUAGUUGUAAGGGAGUAUUGAUGGAACAUUGUUAUGAUUCCAAAGUGAUGUCAUAAGGGACACAUGAAUGAAAACUUGCACUGUUACAUGAAAUUAAGACUCACUGUUAUACAGAAAAUUUUUAAAUUAUAGGGAAUAAGUUUGUGUAUUAGUAGAAAAGUUACCUGAAGAAUAAAAUGUUAUGGAUAUCUGUGGUUGUCAAUAAAUCCAUUCUCAUUUCAUGGAGGAAAUGUUGUUGCACUCCAUUUACUGUGAGGAUCAACUGACAUUAAAUUUUCUAAUUAUUUAUCUUUCUUAUAAAGAGAAUAAUGGAUCGUCUGUGACAACAUAGUAAACAGAUAUAUCCUAUCUCUUAAAAAUGGAUAAUAGGAAUUUAUUGUUCAUGAUUUCUAAAAAAUCUGGUAUAUUAAGUUCAUCUAGUUGAAAAGUCUUGUGUUAUUCCUAAUUAACAUAUUUUCCUACAGAAUGACAAUAAAUAAGAGUGAUUGUGUAAU
Schistocerca gregaria is the source of this 2566-nucleotide messenger RNA. Its product is annotated as sodium channel protein Nach-like. The coding region runs from base 212 to 1687 and encodes 491 amino acids. Gene Ontology annotation, molecular function: ligand-gated sodium channel activity. Gene Ontology annotation, cellular component: membrane. The transcript has 11 exons. Gene Ontology annotation, biological process: sodium ion transmembrane transport. NCBI's taxonomy places the organism in Eukaryota, Metazoa, Arthropoda, Insecta, Orthoptera, Acrididae. The record is from RefSeq and is a predicted model, not a curated record.